Molecule: messenger RNA, 964 nt
Organism: Bactrocera dorsalis (oriental fruit fly)
Lineage: Eukaryota; Metazoa; Arthropoda; Insecta; Diptera; Tephritidae
Product: protein takeout
Exons: 4
Coding region: 115-873 (252 amino acids)
Source: RefSeq, a predicted model, not a curated record
CACCAACGCAUUGUAAAUUCAUUAACCGAACAAGUGCGCUGCAAGACACUGCAUUCCCACAAAAUAAAUUUCGUCAAUCAAAAAUAAUUCGGUAGCAAAGUGAACACAGUCAGGAUGUCGCGGAUUAGCUGGAUACCGUUAUUCGCGUGUGCAGUACUUUACAUGCAAUCAGCAACGGCGCAAAAAGCACUGGACUUUGAGCGCUGCCGCUACGGUGAUUCGGUGUGCCACACAAAGAUUACCAACGAACUGAUAAAAAAGUACGGCGCAACUGGUGUGCGUUCACUACAUAUCCCGCCCUUCGAUCCAUUGCGUAUUAAAUCGCUUGUAUUGCCGCCGAAUCCAAAAGCUCUCAUAAAUGCACGCUUGUCCUUCACAAAUGUCGACAUAACUGGUUUGACGAAUGCACAAAACAUCAAAGUCGAAGGCUUCACACGCGAUGUCACAAGUCCGAUAUCACUGUCAUGCACCGUCCCGAAAGCGAGAUUUAGCGGUGCCUAUGAAGGCGAAGGCAAAAUUCUUGGCGCGAAUUUCCAAGGCAAAGGAAAUUGCGUAAUAGAGCUAUCUGAUAUAAACCUCACUAGCAAAAUAGAUGCCAAAUUAGUGCAGAAAAGCGGCAAGAAUUACUUAGUCAUCAAUAAUGUAUCAUUGGUUAUGUCGAAACCGAAAAAUGUGCGUUACCAACUUGAUGGACUCUACCAUGGCAACCCGGAAUUGAGCGCAACAGCGAACGAUUUCCUCAAUGGCAAUGCGGAUGAAAUAUUCGAAGGCAUGCGUCCGGAUAUGCAAGAGAUUUUUGCAGUGGUCCUACAUGAAUACAUGACAAAAUGUUUUAAUGAAUGGCCAUACGAUGAUCUUUUUCUGCCCGAGUAAAAUAAGAGUAUUAAUAAUUAUGAUGUAAUUAAUAUUUUUUAUGCGUGUAAAUACAACAGCAAUAAAGCAGAGAAUGAAAAGACAAAAUUAA